Hirsutella rhossiliensis is the source of this 1257-nucleotide messenger RNA. Its product is annotated as woronin body major protein. NCBI's taxonomy places the organism in Eukaryota, Fungi, Ascomycota, Sordariomycetes, Hypocreales, Ophiocordycipitaceae. The transcript is spliced from 4 exons. Gene Ontology annotation, biological process: positive regulation of translational elongation. Bases 1 to 1257 code for a protein of 418 amino acids. Gene Ontology annotation, molecular function: translation elongation factor activity; ribosome binding; RNA binding. The record is from RefSeq and is a predicted model, not a curated record.
AUGCCGCUUCGGACGCGCGUAAACAAGAACCCCGGCCAUUCAAAAGUCGGCAAUCUGGACUUUGAAGCCCGAGUCCCCGUGCCCUUCAGCAUCUUCCCAUCGACAUAUCGGGACAGCCAGUCGCAAACCACCACUCAGACCCACGAAGAGGUUGAUAUCCAACUCCCCAGCAAGCAGCCUGCCGGACGGGAAGGUCAAUACUCUUCUUACUCCGCCCACGUUGAUCUCCCCCCUCGUGGAGAGAAUCGCUACAGCGAAGAAGAGGUCCGUUUUACACGUGAAGAAGAGCGUUACCGCCGUCCCGGUUCCCAGCACGAGCAGUACGUCAAGGAGGAGGAGCACAAGCCCGCACGCACCGAGUACACCGACACUCACGUUGAGAUCGAUACUCAUCGCCACCCGCACGCAAGCCCCAUUGACGUUGCUGAGCGUGAAUACCGAGAGCGUUUCCGCCCCCAGUACCAAAGCACUGUAGACCCCCCACCUCGGCCUCAGUACCACGCCGAGCACACCCAGGUCAACGAGUAUACCGUUGAGGGCCGACCUUGCCGUCCUACCUACCAGGAGGAAGUCAAGGUUACCGAGGAGACUGUCGAGCCUGCUCGCUUCAGCCGCGCUCACCAGAAAUCUAACAUGGGAUACUACGACGAAGACGGCCACUACCACUCCUUCCGUCACGGCAUCCACAAGCUUGCCGACAAGAUUGCCCACCCGCACAGCCACCACCACCACCGUGAGCAGGCCGAGCCGGAAGUCCGAGAGUCUGUCAUGGGACCACGACCGCGCCCCGGCGACUCUGCCGAGUCGUACCUGCCAAACACGGUCACCAUUCCGUGCCACCACAUCCGCCUGGGUGACUUUUUGAUGCUCCAGGGCCGCCCCUGCCAGGUCAUCCGCAUCUCGACGUCGCCGGCCACGGGCCAGUACCGUUACCUCGGCGUGGACCUCUUCACCAAGCAGCUGCACGAGGAGUCGUCCUUCAUCUCGAACCCGGCCCCCAGCGUUGUCGUGCAGACGAUGCUCGGCCCCGUCUUCAAGCAGUACCGCGUCCUGGACAUGCAGGACGGCCAGGUGGUGGCCAUGACGGAGACGGGCGACGUCAAGCAGGGCCUGUCCGUCAUUGACCAGUCCAACCUCUGGAGCCGGCUCCACAACGCCUUUGAGUGCGGCCGUGGCAGCGUUCGCGUCCUGGUGCUCGACGACGGCGGCCGCGAGCUUGCCGUCGACAUGAAGGUCAUUCACGGCUCGCGCCUGUAG